GUGCCACUUUCGUCAAACAAAGUUAAAAUGUAUGUUUCUUUUUAAAAGCAAUUUAUACAGGUAAUUCUAAUAUUUAAUCUAAAGUUAUAUUGACCUGAACCUUUCCCAAAAAUGAGUCUGAUGGAUAGCUGUGACUCUAAAGGGUGUGCAGUAUGUGAUAAAUAACUUGUUGGCUUGGCUCAUGGACUAUAAUCCCCCCCCCCACACACACACCUCAUUCCAGCUCUAGCACGUCCCUGCUUAAGGAGGUAAAGAAUAUGCAGAAGGGAGGGAGCCCCCAUGUGGUGUGAGGAUUCUGGGGGUGUACCAGGAGUGCCCUCCUCUCCAGGUAGAGGCCUCUCCACCCAGCUGGGUAUUGUGAUGGAGUUAAUGAACAUAGGCUCCCUGGCCACCCUCCUGGCCAGCCUCUCUGGCCCCCCACCCUGGCCCCUGGCCUUCCGCCUGGCCCACCAGAUCGCUCUGGGAAUUAACUUCCUUCACAACCUUCCUCAGCCACUUCUGCAUCGCGACCUGAAGCCCAAUAACGUGUUGCUGGAUGACAACCUUAAUGCAAAGCUUACAGAUUUUGGCCUUGCUGAAGUCUCCCAUAGUGUUUUGGAAAUGUCCAGAGAAGAGCCCGGGAAGGAAGGAGGCACUCUAAGCUACAUGCCCCCUGAGGCUUUUGAAUCAUCGUAUGAACCAACUCGAGCCACUGAUAUCUACAGUUACGGCAUACUGCUGUGGUCCAUCUUCACUGGAAAAGUGCCCUAUUAUGCAGAUAACCCUCAUCUCCAGUCCAGUAUGGUGAGGUUCCGGGUCCCCUUGGGCGACAGGCCUCCUCUGGAGGCAGUGGACAGGGACCAGGCUGGUGGGCUGGGGGAGAUGGUGGACCUCAUGGUGAAUUGCUGGGACCAACAGCCUUCUAAUAGACCCCAUUUCCUGGAUUGCCUCACUGUGACAGAGAGAACCUAUGAGAGGCACAAGCCAUCAGUAAACGACGUGGUCCAUCAAGUGCUCCUCAAACUGGAGGAGGAGAGGAUGAGAAGACAGGAGGAGGAGAGGAUGAGAAAACAGGAGGAGGAGAGGAUGAGGAGACUGGAGGAAGAGGAGAGAGAGAGACAGGAGGAGGAGAGGAUGAGGAGACAGGAGGAGGAGGAGGAGAGAGAGAGGCAGAAAACUGGUCUAGCUCAUCUGAGGAUAGUUUUAGUAGGGAAGACUGGAGCAGGGAAGAGCGCAACAGGAAACACCAUCCUGGGUGGGGAGGGGUUUAAAGAAGACUCCUCCCCUGAGUCUGUCACUGCUCAGUGUGAGAAACAGAGUGGAGAGGUGGAUGGGAGGAAGAUUGAUGUGAUUGACACGCCGGGACACUUUGACACGUCAGUGACUAUAGAGAAAAUGAAAGGUGAACUAGAACGGUGCUUCUACAUGUCCGUCCCAGGACCCCAUGUGUUCCUGCUGGUGAUCAGACUGGGGAGGUUCACAGAGGAGGAGAGGAACACUGUUAAGUGGAUCCAGGACAACUUUGGAGAAGAAGCCUCAAAGUACACCAUGGUGCUGUUCACUGGAGGAGACCAGCUGAGAAAAAAAUCUGUUGAGCAGUUUGUAGGAGAAAGUGUUAACCUCCAGGAUCUCAUCAGCAAAUGUGGAGGUGGAUAUCACUCUGUCAUCAAUGACAGUGACAGUAGCGCCAACCCUGACCAAGUCCCAGAGCUGCUGAAGAAGAUAGAGGAGAUGGUGAAGAGGAACGGAGGACAACACUACACCAACGAGGUGUACCAGAAGGUCCAGAGGAAGAUCGAAGAGGAGGAGGAGAGGAAGAGAGAGGAGGAUAGGAAGAAAAAAGAGGAAGAAAUGAAGAAACAAGAGGAGGCGAUCAGGAAGCGGGAAGAGGAGGUGAGGAGAGAGGAGGAAAUAAAGAGAGAGGAGGAGUUGAGGAAGAUAGAAGAGGAGAGACAGGAGGAGAGGAGAAAGGCGGAAGAGGAGACGAGGAAGAUGGAAGAGGAGAGACAGGAGGAGAGGAGGAAGAUGGAAGAGGAGAGGAGGAAGAUUGAAGAGGAGAGGGGGAAGAUGGAAAAUGAGAGAGGGAAGAUGGAAAAGAAGAGGAGGAAGAGGAGCAGGAGAAAUGGUUCGAACGGCUUUUUAACCUUUAACCUUGUGGCCAGCACCAUGUCCUAACCCACUGAAUGGAACUGUGUGUACUUUCAUCUUUAUACAAACAUUAACCAGACAUUUAACAUCAUAACAUGACAUAAUCAUACCAAUCUUCAUCUUUCCUUUCACAUUAAAUCCCUGUUCUUCAGUAAAUACAAAAACAUGCUGAUUAUUACCUAACUGGGUCGUUGAUUGUAGACUUUACUCUCUGUAGGAAGGUAAUUGACUCUGGAUAAAAAAAAUAUGCUGUCUGUUUCUAUGACUGUAUAUGGCUCAGCUAAUGAUAAACAUACCCUAACCCUCCUUUGAGCUUCAGUCACCAGCACCAUCUCCCACCUAAAUUCAGGUUUUUUUUCUGGUCAUUAGUGUCCACUGUCCACCAAUGUUAUUUAAGCAAUAACACACAAGGGGGUGUGGUAGCCUAGUGGUUAGAGUGUUGGGCCAUUAACCGAAAGGUUGCUAGAUUGAAUCCCUGAGCUGACAAGGUAAAAAUCUGUUGUUCUGCCCCUAAACAAGGCAGUUAACCCGCUGUUCCUAGGCUGUCAUUGUAAAAAAGAUACUACUAACAUACUACAUUUACAUUUUUACAUUUAAGUCAUUUAGCAGACGCUCUUAUCCAGAGCGACUUACAAAUUGGUGCUUUCACCUUAUGACAUCCAGUGGUACGGUCUGCUAUACCAUGGCUGUCAGCCAAUCAGUAUUCACGACUCCAACCACCCAGUUUAUAAUAAAGAAGGAUUCUGGAAAAUAUGCUGUCUGUUUCUAUGACUGUGUCAUGACUCUCCUGUGACGAUCUGAAGGAUCAGGUUAGAGUGGGUCUGCUCUACAGCCUGCUCUCUCUCGUAGAGGGGAAUGUCAUGACUCUCCUGUGACGAUCUGAAGGAUCAGGUUAGAGUGGGUCUGCUCUACAGCCUGUUCUCUCUAGAGAGGGAAUGUCAUGACUCUCCUGUGACGAUCUGAAGGAUCAGGUUAGAGUGGGUCUGCUCUACAGCCUGCUCUCUCUCGUAGAGGGGAAUGUCAUGACUCUCCUGUGACGAUCUGAAGGAUCAGGUUAGAGUGGGUCUGCUCUACAGCCUGUUCUCUCUCGUAGAGGGGAAUGUCAUGACUCUCCUGUGACGAUCUGAAGGAUCAGGUUAAAGUGGGUCUGCUCUACAGCCUGCUCUCUCUCGUAGAGGGGGAGAGCGGGAAGUCGGCUGUUUUAUGGUCGGUCAUAAAAUACGCUGCCCCUAUGCUCUGUAGUGUUCGAGAUUGGAAUGGUAACUGUGGAAUACAGAGAGACACUUGGACAUCAAAAUUUGAUUAAUUAAACAAUAUUUCUACGUUUGAGAAUGUGGCAAUGGUCCGUGGACACUAAGGGACAGUCAUGACGAGCGUGUUUCAUUUGGUGACCUCAAGAAGGACAGGAAACACACAUUACUGUAUCUCUGUUUAUGGACACUUUCAAGGUUUACAUCUACAUUUUGUGAAACGUAUGUGAUUAAACAUGAAACUAUUUGUGAAAAGAUGUAAUGUGAUGUUAACCUUCAAAAUGAGAGAAUUGUCUUCCAUGUAAAGUAUUAACCAGGUCAGUGGCCACGCCCACGUGAUCAUAGACAUCAGCGUCAUGGACCGCCCUUUUCUCAGACGUGUAUAAAACCCACUCCUGGCGAAAUUUACAUUAGACCAGACAGCGUGCAGCGAUGGCUACACAGCUGGAAAUGGUUAAACUCUCAGACUAUAGAUUACUACAGAAUAAGAGCAAAUACUAGCUGUUCAUGUGUAAACGAUUAGCAUUUCAAUGAAUAUAAUUAUCAACUGUGCGUAGUGAAUCCAUUUUGUCUUUCCCGCUCUUUUAUCUGUCCCCACCCCUUUCCAUUGUCUACCAAGCCGUGAUACCGGUUUAGCCCACCUAGGGACUUAUCAAUGCAUUGCGUUAGUAACCAAUAUCUACUGUUUGUUUGUUGUGUAUUUCUGUGCUUAUUUAGUUAGUUAGUAAAUAAAUAAUUAAGCCAAUUUGUAUAUCGCUGAUUCAUCAUUUAGGCUAGUGUUCGUGCAGAUAUCCAAGGGUUUGCGACUUUCAAUAAUGUGAACUGAUGAGGUAAUAAUGAUACAUUAAUACAAGACUGUACUCGAUUUGGAAAAUAGAGACUAUAAAAAUGUCCCGUGGUGCCCUGACUUCCUAGUUAAUUCAAGUUUGCAUGAUUAGUUUAAUCACAUAAUUACACAUAGAGAAUUUAUUUGAUAAAAAAAGCAGUCUUCACAUGUAAUGAUAGUCACAGACACGACAACUUUUUUAUGGCUCAGCUAAUGUUAAAACGUACCCUAACCCUCCUUUGAGCUUCAGUCACCAGCACCAUCUCCCACCUAAACUAAUGUUUUUCUGUUCAUUAGUUUCCACUGUUCACCAAUGUUAUUAAAUAAUGGUUCCCACCUUC
This is a messenger RNA of Oncorhynchus nerka (sockeye salmon), 4544 nucleotides long. Its product is annotated as probable serine/threonine-protein kinase CA_C1728. Gene Ontology annotation, molecular function: GTP binding; ATP binding; protein kinase activity. Gene Ontology annotation, biological process: protein phosphorylation. The record is from RefSeq and is a predicted model, not a curated record. Lineage: Eukaryota; Metazoa; Chordata; Actinopteri; Salmoniformes; Salmonidae.